AAGACAAAGCCUGCACCGGAGACCCGCGCAGGGAGGGAGGACUCCCGCCUUCGAGGCCCGCUGUCGGGCUUUGCUGGAGCCCGCCGCGUCCUCCUUGCCGCCCUCCCUGCCGGGUCCCAGCGAGUCGCCUUCACAACACGCUCGCCCUCGUCGUCGCCUGCCAUGGACAGCCACGGGGCAGGGCAGCCCGGAGCCCCCCGCCCCACACCCCGCCCCGCCCCAGCUGCCGCCCGCGGGGAACCAGCGCCACCAAGUUACUCCUCUCCCUGCCUGGCAGCUCCAGCCAGCCAGCCUCCCUCCUCCUCCUCCUCCUCCGCCCCGCGGCCCUUCCCGGCGCUGGGCUCCACCCCGUCGGCGGGGCUGCCAGCCCCGCUCCUCCUGCCUGCCCUUUCCUGUUGCUUCCCGGGAGGUUCUGGCUCCGGGUCCGGGUCCGGGUCCGGUCUGGGCCCCGCUGCUGCCGGGACGGCCCUCCUUCCCGCGGGGCCGCCAUGGCGCUGCUCGGCCGCCUCGGUGCCCUCCUGCAGCUGGCUGUGGAGACGGAGGAGCCCAGCCUCGACCUCCUGGCCGCCUUCACGGAGCACUGGAAGGGCAUCACCCACUACUACGUGGAGACCACAGACGAAAGCAAGCCGGCGAAACAGACAGACAUCCCCUGGCGCUUGAAACAGAUGCUGGACAUCCUGGUGUAUGAGGAGAAGCAGCCGCCGGCCGGGGAGACAGGGCCCUGCUUGGAGUACUUGCUUCAGCACAAAGUCUUGGAGACCCUCAGCACUCUGGCCAAAGCGGAGUAUCCUCCAGGGAUGAGGUCCCAGGUCCUCCUCUUCUUCAGCCGCCUGCUGGGACAAAUGCAGUGCCCCCUGCUGCAUUACCUGAAUGUGCACAGGCCUGUCCAGAAGCUCCUCCAGCUGGGCAGCGACGCGCUGGGCCCGGAGCCGGAGAAGGAAGCCCUGCAGUUUGUGGCUGUUCUGUGUGCCAAGAUCAGACAGGACCCCGCGCUGCUCCCACACGUUCUGGAGGGGAAGCGCAUGGCAGGCGGGCAGAGCAUGGAUCUGCCCCUCCAGCCUCAGGGAGCAGCCACUCAGCCCUUGGGGUCAGCGCCAGAGGGAGCCCGGGCAGAGCUGGGCCCCGGGGAGGCUGCCUGUGCCCCCCCAAUCGACGAAUCGGCCUCCCCCACCCUCAGCCUGGUGACCUCUCUGAUCCACUUGUGCAAGAGCAAGAAGAAGAAGGUUGCCCUGAGAGCUCAGGAGAAUCUGCUGCUGCUCACCAGCAUCGACCACCAAACGGCUGCCCUGGCCCUGACCCGAGACGGCGUGCUGUGCCGCCUGGUGGCUGGCCACCUCUGCAGCCUCUACGACGCCAUCCCUGCGGGCAUCAACCCUGCCGACGUUGCCGCACUCCAGCCCGUCAGUUGGAAGCUUCAGGGCAGCUCUGCUGAGGAGAGCUCCUCCUUCCCAGGACAAGCGGACCUGGAGGCUUUCUUUGGAUGGCUGGACCUCUGCGACUGCCUGGUGAAAGAGGCCCCCCCGCUGGUUGCAGACGUGGUCAGUGCGGCCGUGGGUCGGAGGCUCUUCCUGGGAAGCCUGCAGCCCCAGCUCCUGCAGAUGUCCGAACGUGGCGUCCUCCUCGCGACAGCCCUCCUGAUCGGCCUGGUGAGAAGCAUCCGUGCACCUGCCCUCCUCCGGGAGUUGGUGGGCUUUGUGCUGGGUGCCGAGAGGAUGCCGGAGGACUCAGGCCGCCAGCAGCAGCAGCAGCCCCCGCAGCCCCCCCACCCUCUGUGCUCCCAGCUGAUAGAGCGCUGCAACCAUCUCUCUGACGAGAUCAGCACGGCCACCUUGAGGCUCUUUGAGGAGCUGCUUUGGCUCCCCGACCAGCGCGUCGUCCAGAGCCUGGUGCUGCACCACCUGGAGGAGCGCAGCUACCUGCUGAGGAGCCCGUCCGGGCAGGAGGAGCCCGGCAGCCGAGAGCCAGAGCCCUGCGAGGAUGGGCUGGAGCUCGAGGAGGACCCCUACUUCAUGGACGGAUUCCCACACGGGGGCCUGCAGGCCUCCCUCCAGCCAGGCGUCCUGCCUGCCCCAGCCCAGCCUGCCCAGCCAGAGGGCAAGAGGGCCGUGAAGGAGGUGGUCAGCAGCUUCCUCUGCCUGGUUCCAAGCGAGGCCAAGACGUCGGCCUAUCUGGAGGAGGCCGGACACGACACGUACGUCCACGAUGCAAGCGGGCUGUUUCAGGAAUGCUGCGCCAACGCCGCCCGCUGGAGCUGGCCCCGGGUCCCUCUGCCCCUGGAGAGCUGCACACCAGGCCUGAGCUUUCACGAGGGCCAUCUCCUGAAGGUGCUCUUUGACCGCCUGGCACACAUCCUGGACCAGCCCUACGCGGUGAACCUGCAGGUGACGUCGGUGCUGUCCCGGCUGGCCCUCCUGCCCCACCCCCACCUCCACGAGUACCUGCUGGACCCCUACCUGCCGCUGGCCCCGGGCUGCAGGAACCUCUUCUCCGUGCUGAUCAGGGUGAUUGGAGACCUGAUGCAGAGGAUCCAUCGGGUGCCCGACUUCCCAGCCCACCUGCUGCUGGUCCGGAGGGGGCUGAUGGGGCUGCUCCCGGAAGAGCAAGCGAUCAGCCACCGGACCUUCCUGGAGGGAGUGGUGGUCCUGGAGGAGUUCUGCAAGGAGCUGGCGGCCAUCGUCUUCGUCAAGUCUGCCCCGGAGGGCCCUGCCUGACACCCCACCCCAGUGCAGAGGCGACAGCUUGCCCAGAAGGGCCAGGAGCUCGUGCAGCGGCCAGGCCACCCGCGGGACUCUGCUCGCUGCUUUGGGCUGGGCCCCUGGGGGCUCUCCGCGGCUCUUCACACCUGGGAUGAUGGCAACCUGGCGGAGAGGGGCAGGAGUCCCUAGGCCACGGGGCUGGCUCUCAGGGGGCCAUCGGAGCGCCCCCACGGUCCUGGGAGAGAAGGGCUGCCUCAGGGGAGCCGUGGAGCGGAGAGCUGGCCCAAGGACCACCGCACGACACCCUCGGUACUCCCCGCUGCCUCUUCUGGGAAUCAAGGGGGUGGUCCUCCUGCGCUUCCACUAUCCAGCACUCCGGCCCUCCUCCUCCUCCUCCAUUGCAAAACAAUAGAUGCCUCCUCUCGCUCAGACGUCCCCGGCCUUGGGCUGAAGCCUCUCCAGCUCUGCAAGCCUGCAAGAUCCAAGAGUUCCAAGCAGGGGGGGCUGCUGGCCUGUGCCCU
This is a messenger RNA of Hemicordylus capensis (graceful crag lizard), 3220 nucleotides long. RefSeq names its product FHF complex subunit HOOK interacting protein 2B (gene FHIP2B). The coding region runs from base 489 to 2714 and encodes 741 amino acids. The record is from RefSeq and is a predicted model, not a curated record. Lineage: Eukaryota; Metazoa; Chordata; Lepidosauria; Squamata; Cordylidae. The transcript has 17 exons.